Molecule: messenger RNA, 1950 nt
Organism: Aphidius gifuensis
Lineage: Eukaryota; Metazoa; Arthropoda; Insecta; Hymenoptera; Braconidae
Product: leucine-rich repeat-containing protein 15-like
Exons: 3
Coding region: 1-1950 (649 amino acids)
Cellular component (GO): extracellular matrix
Molecular function (GO): protein binding
Source: RefSeq, a predicted model, not a curated record
AUGAAAGAUGAUACAUGUGUUGCUGAAUUGUCUUUCAAAAAUAUGGGUGUUCUACUGAUGAUGCAAGCUAAUUUAGUAGCUGGUAUAUUUAUGCUUAUCAUAGCAUGUAGUCCUGUGGUUUCUGGCUCAAGUGAAAUUAAUUCACCAACAACUUCGACUGUUGCACCAAAUAUACCGAAUAAAUCUUCAAUUGAUAAUGAUGAUGUUGGUUCAUGGGAUGUAUUUCAAAAUCAGAUUGAGCUACAAAUUUAUAUGGCUAUAUCAUUUAUGUUAGACAAAUAUUUUGUUGACGAAUUUAAUAAUAAAUUCUGGCAAAUAUAUAAAACACUGAAACAAGUCAAUCAAGAGAUAGAGCAAACACUUGAUAAAUGUUCAGAGACUUUAAUAACUUGUGGAAAUCGUUUUCUAUCAGUACUCGAUCAACAGGUAAACUUGGAAAAAAAACCAACAAUACUUGAAUUGGAAAUGAAAAAUAAUGUUGAUAAUAAAUUAGAAUCAAUGAUAUGCUCAAAAAAUCAACAAUACUCAAACAUAUCACUAGAAUUAGAAAAGAAAAUUGAUGAAAAUAAGCAACUAAUUGAAGAGUCAAUAGCUUUGAAGAAACAACAAGCAGAAGAAUUAAAAGCAACAGAAAAUGAAUAUCAAUUAAACUUGACAAAUGAACAGCAAGAACUUGAAAUAUUAAAAGAAUUAUUUUUUGAAAUAAAUCAUCAAGAUCUUGUUGAAUCAGCUGAAUUAUUAAAGACAUUGAUAUCUAUCAUGAAAUUCAAUGAAUACAAUGUACCAGAUAAUUUAUUGAAAAAGAGAGAAAAAUUAUUCAAACUUAAUUAUAAUAAGAAUCAGGCAGUUGUAGUUAAUUAUUUAAGAAAGCGAUUUGAUAAUAUUGCUUUGGCGUCUAACAGCCAAUUUCCCAAUAGAUAUUUUUGUAACAAAAAAAUGUCUUAUUAUGAUUCAACUAUUUGUGCAUGUCUCAGUGAAAAUUCCGACAAUUAUGAAAUUAAUCUUAUCCAUAGAAAUUUAGCUGUUCUUCCAGAAGAUAUAUUUACUGGAUUUGAAAAUGCUGAAAAGCUUCGUUUGUCCUUCAACAGUCUAUAUUGGCUAGAGUCAGGUACCUUUAAUAAUCUAUCAAAUCUCAAGAUUCUUAAGAUACGAAAUAAUCAGCUAACAUCAUUACUAAAAGAUACAUUUACUGGCUUGAAAAACCUUAGAACUCUUGAUUUGUCGUACAACCAACUGGAUUAUCUUGAGUCAGGUACUUUUAAUAAUUUAUCAAAUCUUCAGCAACUUUCUUUUAACAACAACAAUCUAACAGAAUUAUCGAGCGAUAUAUUUAAUGACCUUGAAAAACUCAGAUGGUUAGAACUAUCACGGAAUAAACUAAAUUGCCUUCAACCAGGUACCUUUGAAAAUUUAUCAAAUCUUCAGAAACUUGAUAUUAGCCGAAACAAUCUAACAGCAUUAUCGAACAAUACAUUCAAUGGCCUUGAAAAACUCAGAUGGUUAGAACUAUCACGGAAUAAAAUAAAUUUCCUGAAACCAGGUACCUUUAAUUAUUUAUCAAAUCUUCAGAAACUUGAUAUUAGCCACAACAAUUUAACAGAAUUAUCACGUGAUAUAUUUAAUGGUCUUAAAAAACUCACAUCGUUGAACCUAUCAGCAAAUAAAGUAAAUUCUCUUCAACCAGGUACUUUUAAUAAUUUAUCAAAUCUCAACUAUCUUCUGAUACACGAAAAUCGUCUAACAUCAUUACCAAAAAAUAUAUUUACUGGUCUUAAAAAUCUUCGUGUGUUAUUGUUGUCAGACAAUCGACUAAGUUAUCUUGAUUCAAAUAUUUUUAAUAAUUUACCAGCACUUAAUGAACUUAAUAUUGAGGAGAACAAUUUAACAACCGAGACAAUAUAUAUGUUGAAGAAUAUGCAUAGUUUUCGAAAUUUUCAGUUGUGGUUAUAA